AAUAUUCAAAUAAGUUUUUUUUAUUGCAUGUUUAAAGGCCUAAAAAAUACAUAUCCGUAGAGCAGAAGAAGUAUUUAGUAGACUUCAUGGUCGACAAUUUGGACUUCGCCAACAACAGAUUUCAGUCGCUACGAGGGAAGGAGCUGCAAAAACAGAAAUGGGAGAGCUUAGGCAACGCGCUGAAUGCUCUUGGAGGUGCUAGAAAGACUGCCGAUCAAUGGGAGCUUUCGUGGCGAGACCUGAAACAAAAAACAAAAACCAAGUGGCUGCUAAUCCAAAAUCGUCAAAGCGGCGAAAACGGAAUGGUUAAAAAGAAGCGCGAUGUUUUAACGGAGCUUGAAAAACCAUCCUUGCCAUAAUGCAGAAGGAUACACUUGACGGAGAUGGAAGGACACAAGAAGGUGGUUUCAAUCAACAGACCCUUGCAGUGGAUUUUGACACUGGCGAUGCCGUUCCGGAACAACCACACGACGCUCACGCCGAAGAAAUUGAAUACCUGGAGGAAGCGUAUGGAAAUGUGGUUGCUACCGGCAACGAAAUCGAUCAUGUGCCCAACGAUGCACGCGGUAAUGCUCUUGUUGCACCUGUGGAAGAGAGUGAUGACAUUGAAGCAACAACUCCGCACAUCAUGCAAGAAGCCGAAACACGUCCGACACGAACGACAACACCCGCCAGAGGUCGAAAACUUGGUAGAGGUCAGCGGUACUCAGAUACUGGAGUACAAACAAUGGAAACCAAAAUUUUUAAUUGUCUUGAAUCCAUUCAGGCUGAUAAGAAAGAAUACAGGAAACGUAAACUGGAGCUGCACGAGAAAAAGCUGCUCAUUGAGGAGAAGAAGUUAGUGAUUAAACAUCAGAAGGUGGAGGCACUGUAUGCCAUCAACGAAACCUUACAAGUGUUAUUAAACCGUAAUUCAUAAACCUAUGCAUAACAUGUUUUGAUCUUGUUUUUUAUGUCAUCUUGUCAUUUUAUUUUAAUUUUAAUAAAUGAAUUUGUUUUUUAUAUGAAUAAAUCAAUGUUUAAUAGGGCAAUUAUUUAGCUCUUUUUUAGUGAAAUGUUUUCACUGUCAUAAGACGAGUUUAGUACAAUUCCAUUUAAUUCCACCACCUUCUUCCUUUUUCCUUCUUUC
Messenger RNA from Armigeres subalbatus, 1129 nucleotides. RefSeq lists its product as uncharacterized. Lineage: Eukaryota; Metazoa; Arthropoda; Insecta; Diptera; Culicidae. Bases 359 to 919 code for a protein of 186 amino acids. The record is from RefSeq and is a predicted model, not a curated record. The transcript is spliced from 2 exons.